This is a messenger RNA of Oryzias latipes (Japanese medaka), 1481 nucleotides long. RefSeq names its product troponin I, fast skeletal muscle. Gene Ontology annotation, biological process: cardiac muscle contraction; skeletal muscle contraction. The record is from RefSeq and is a predicted model, not a curated record. Gene Ontology annotation, cellular component: troponin complex. Lineage: Eukaryota; Metazoa; Chordata; Actinopteri; Beloniformes; Adrianichthyidae.
ACACUGGACUGUAUUUCAUGACCUUGCCAGCUCAUUGGUUUGUCCAGUAGUUCACUUCCAUAAAGAGAAGGUGGAGGAUUUGGAGGACUAUGUCUGAUUGCAAUAUAUACCUUCUUAACACUUCUUUAGCUCAGGACUCGGCUAAAGUCUGACUGACGACUCUUCCCGCUGAGAUCUCAUCAGCAUCCUGCAGCAAACAUGGCCACUGAGAAAAGGCUCUCAGCAAGGAGAAAGCACACCCUGAAGAGUUGUAUGCUGAUGGUAGCAAACACCUUGUUGGACACAGAAGCUACAGCGAAGGCUCAGGAGCGGGAGAAGUUCCUGGCAGAGGCGUGUCCUCCUCUGGACCUGCCGUACUCCAGGGAUGAGCUCUUGGAACUUUGCAAGAAACUCCAUGAGCAGAUUGGCAUCAGUGAGGAGGAGCGAUACAGUGCAGAAUUUAAGCUGAACAUGGUGCUUAAUGAGGUCAGGGACCUUAACAUCAAGAUUGUGGAUCUUCGGGGAAAGUUUAAGAGACCCCGGCUCAAGAAGGUGCGAAUGUCUGCCGACGCCAUGCUAAAAGCCCUGCUGGGCUCCAAACACACCGUCAACAUGGACCUGAGGGCCAAUCUGAAGCAGGUCAAGAAGGAGGUCAAGGAAGAGGACAAACAGCUGCGGGAUGUUGGCGACUGGCGUAAGAACAUUGAAGACAAGUCAGACAGGAAGAAGAUGUUUGACAGUUAAAGUGAACCUCCUUAAAACAGACCCUCGGGCCUGCGUCAGGUGUUGUGUCUGAGCAACUCAAGCAUUUUACUCCAAAAUGUGACAUGAAAGAACAAACAAUUGAAGGUUUUGUGGAAACCCCUAAAAUAGUAUUAAUUCCAGGCUGUAGUGAAGUGAUCAUUUGCAGAGUUAAAAAGAGAGCGUUACAAAACAUUGUAAGUCAAAUGGUAAAAUGGGCUGUUUUCUUCUUACGUUAGUUUGUACUUUGAUAUUGAUGAAAGUACUUGCACAUUUCAGGAGAAAAUGCACUUAGACUGACGGAAGAUGGCUUUUGUAUGUUUUCCAUUUCACAUUUUGAAUCUUAUUCUUCUGGUUGAUGUAAGCUGCCUUCUGCUUUUGCAUGCCUGAAAACCAUUUUUGAUGUAUUUGUACAUAAGUACAAAAUGAUCACUAGCUUUGCUUUUGUUUCUGGGCAAACAAUCUACCAUAGUCUGAAAACACAGUAGCAAAUGCAACUUCCCUGCUGCUCUUCUUACCUGAGGAGGUGUCUCCAAAUGUUCUUGACCUGCUUUGUACCUUCUUCCAUACAUCACUUAGCGGGUAAAUGUAUUGUUGAUACAGUAGUAGUGCUGCACUAGAACUUUCAUUUGUUUGGUAUGUAAGUACAGUAGCUGGUGUGCUGUGACGGAACAUUGUGACAUGUUCAUCCGAACGGCACAGUCCCUCUGUAAUUAUGAUGGAAUGCAUUAACAUCUAUAAAGACAACUUCCUCAGCUUCA